This is a messenger RNA of Saccoglossus kowalevskii, 2350 nucleotides long. RefSeq names its product alanine--glyoxylate aminotransferase-like. NCBI's taxonomy places the organism in Eukaryota, Metazoa, Hemichordata, Enteropneusta, Harrimaniidae. Gene Ontology annotation, molecular function: L-serine:pyruvate transaminase activity; L-alanine:glyoxylate transaminase activity. Gene Ontology annotation, cellular component: peroxisome. The record is from RefSeq and is a predicted model, not a curated record.
GCCAGAUUAGUUGAUAAGGUUGACACUGCUGUGCCGUGCGUGUAAACAACUAUGUUACCUGGGCUGCUGCGACGCACAGUUUCACUUCGUUCAAAUCUAAGAACUGCCCUUCAGUUUCAACAAGUUAAAAACACUACAAGUUGUCGAAACUUGUCGACUGUUUGUUGCAUUGUGGGUACGACUUUUGACCCCUCGUUCACUCCGAUUAAUCAAAAACCGAAACGCACGAUGGCGACUUACAGCAUCACACCGCCGUCCCAGGAAUUGCUGAAGCCCAUCCACGUGCCACCAAAGACAUUGAUGGGACCAGGACCGUCGAAUGCGUCUGAUAGAGUACUGAAAGCAAGCGCACUGCCAAUUCUUGGGCAUUUGCACCCGGAGUUCUGCAAGGUAAUGGAUGACAUCAAGGCUGGAUUGCAGUAUGCAUUUCAAACCAAGAAUCCUGUAACCUUUGCUAUUAGUGGUACUGGACACGCUGGCAUGGAAGCUGCUCUUAUGAAUAUCAUAGAACGAGGAGAAGUUUUUAUGUCAGCUGUGAAGGGACUAUGGGGAGAAAGAGCUGCGGACUUGGCAGAUAGAUUAGGUGCCGAUGUAAGAAGAAUAAGUAAACCACUAGGUGAAGUUUUUUCACUUGAUGAUAUUGAAAAGGGACUUAAAGAACACAAACCAUCUGCAUUGUAUUUGUGUCAUAGCGAGUCGUCUAGUGGUAUACUACAGCCUCUAGAAGGCAUGGGACCACUCUGUAAAAAAUACAACUGUAUUCUGAUAGUUGACACUGUGGCAUCUCUUGGUGGCGUACCAUUCUUCCUAGACGAAUUAGAUAUUGAUCUGGUCUACUCGGGUUCUCAGAAGGUCCUGAGUGCACCACCUGGAACAGCACCAAUAACAUUUGGUCCCAGAGCAAUAGAGAAAAUUAAAAACAGAAAGACCAGAGUGCCUUCAUUUUACUUUGACUUUGAAGGGUUAGCAAACUACUGGGGAUGUGAUGAAGGUCCUCGUAGAUAUCACCACACUGCACCUAUCAAUAGUAUGUAUGCACUCAGGGAAUCAUUGGCAUUCCUGGCAGAAGAGGGUUUAGAGAAAUUUUGGGCACGGCACAAAGAAUGUGCUGAACUACUUUAUAAAGGUGUUGAAGAUAUGGGUUUGAAGAUGCUUGUUCCAAAUAAGGAUUGUCGUCUACCUUGCGUUAACACUGUGUGUGUACCAGAAGGUGUUGACUGGAAAGCAGUCACUGUGUAUGUAAUGAGCAAGUAUUCCAUUGAAAUCUCUGGUGGGCUUGGAGCAAGUGCAGGAAAGGUAUGGCGUAUUGGUCUGAUGGGUGAAAAUGCCACUAAGGAAAAUGUAGAGAGAGUACUGAAAGCUUUAAAAGAAGGAAUUGAGUCUGUGAAGGCUGGAGGGAAAUAAAUUUGAACACUUUUAUUAAAUCUGAAUCCCUGAUUUACUCCAACUUUUAUCUUUUCGAUGUUAUAAUUCAUUUUCGUUCCAUCAUUUCUUAAUUUGUUUAUGUCAGUCAUUAUCAGUUUUGAAAUGAAUAUUUUAAUUUGAAUAUCAAAGCUUUCAAAUUUGUCUUCCCGCAGAUUCAUAUUACAAAAUGUAACACAUGUAAUUCAUUACUAAAUCAAAAAAAUAUACUUCAGCGGGAUAGAUUGUGAACUGCCAACAAAAGGGAUGGACACAUAACAGGGUAGUUGUGAAAGUGGCUGUUUAAUAUAACUCGAAAAGGUGCUUGGGCUGGUUUACAUUUACCAUUCUUCAUUUAUGGCAGUUGUUUCACUGUGAUGGCGCUUCUAAAAAUCAUGACUGACCAUCAUAUUUUUUGCUUUUAGGCUGAAACUUAAUAUAUCCUUGUGUAGUUAUUUCUUAUUUGAGACCAAAUCAUAACAAAGAUUUAAGUGUAUUAAUGGCUUUAUUUGGAACAACUCUUGGUGGUUUCUUGUGUGGUGGUGGCGGUGGCGGUGGCGGCGGCGGUGGCGCUGACAUCCAUAUGACGUGUUCAGCACAAUGAACCUAUUAAUUUUGGAUAAGAUAUAAUAUAUAUUUGAAAUGAAAAUAGUUUACCUUCAGAGGUCGUGUUAAUGCAUACCUCAGCAUUCAAGACGUAAACAUGUUUGGAUUGGCACAUUUAUUGCUUUGUGAUAUCAAAACGCACAAAAUCACAUUGUUGCUUCUGAUGACCAACUUCCUGUUUAGUAGGUUUCAGGAUGCAUUGCUACACCGAGUAUCAACAAACAGAAUACAAAACUAGUUUACAUGUCACUGUUUUUAGUGUUGCAAAACAAAAAUAAGAUAAUAACAAAUAUUUACAAUGUAUAGCGAGAUGAACUAAAUGUAAUUAAACUGAUAAAACACA